UCACAUCUUUUGUGUUUGAUAGGAAAGUCAGAGGAGAGGAUUCCAUGAAGAUCCACAUCAGCCUUGCAGUUUCUCUCCUCCUUCUCAACAUACACUUCCUCCCCAGCCAGGCAGUGGCAGCAAUGUCAUCCACUGAGCUUUGUCUUUAUGUGGCUGUUCUUCUUCACUACUCUCUGUUGGCCUCUUUCACCUGGAUGGCCGUGGAGGGCUUCCAUCUCUAUCUUCUCCUGGUCAAAGUCUUCAACAUCUAUGUGAAGAGAUACCUGCUCAAACUCAGUUUUGUGGGAUGGGGUCUUCCAGCAGUCAUUGUAACAGUGAUGGUGAUCAUUGACAAAGACCUGUAUGGCCGUACCCCUUUGGACUCAUCAAAUGAGACUGAAGUGUGCUAUAUAACCAAUGACACAGCAAAGAUGGUGACCACAGUGGGAGUGUUUGGCUUGGUGUUCCUCUUUAAUAUGAUCUUGUUUGGAGUGAUACUUAAGAUAUUUAUGGGGGCCUCCUAUAGCAAAGAGGUAAUUGGAAACUAA
Messenger RNA from Fundulus heteroclitus (mummichog), 527 nucleotides. Its product is annotated as adhesion G-protein coupled receptor G1-like. The transcript is spliced from 3 exons. Gene Ontology annotation, molecular function: G protein-coupled receptor activity. Lineage: Eukaryota; Metazoa; Chordata; Actinopteri; Cyprinodontiformes; Fundulidae. The record is from RefSeq and is a predicted model, not a curated record. Gene Ontology annotation, cellular component: membrane. Gene Ontology annotation, biological process: cell surface receptor signaling pathway; adenylate cyclase-activating G protein-coupled receptor signaling pathway. Bases 45 to 527 code for a protein of 160 amino acids.